AAUGCCCCCAUGCCCAUGGCUCCGAAGGUCGAACACACCAAGGUAGAUCUAAUGUAAUAAUUGUCCAUCUGUUACAAUGGAAAUGUGUCUGGAACUCUGCUCCCAACACAACACACAAAGCGCUCCCAACACAUCUACAGGUGUUAUCAAUAUCAAUGUUAACUCUCCUCUCUUGUUUUACCUCUCUUGUUUUAUUUUCAGGGAAAGGUAUGACAGGUGUGGGUAGGACUGAGUGGGGUAUGCCAGUCAUAGAGAGUUUGGCUAAUUUUAGAGCUGGAUGCCAUCUUGCUGCCUCUGAACAUUCUAUUAAUCCAGUCUUAACAAGUAUUUGCAUUAUAAUUUUUGCAGUUCAGUUAGCUAGCUUUGUGUAGUUAACAUAAUAAAAUAAUAUGUGAACUGCUAGGCCACUAUUGCCCAGGAGGAAGCAAAAUGGCUGCUGUUGAAUUAUGCUUUUUGGUUGAAACCGCUAUGGCCAAUCUCUCUAUGUUUAUGGCUCUGGGAUAGACCUGUGUGGGGUAGGGCAGUAGGAAUGUGUGGGGUAAGGCCAUUGCUCUCAAAUAUAAUGCGUACCGGAACCUACAUAUAGAGUACCGGCACCCAAAAUGAGUACUGGCACCUAUUUCAGUCCACCUCAAGCACUGGGUAGGACUGAAGGAAUGUGUGGGGUAGGGUUGUGUGGGGUAGGGUUUUGAGGGGUAGGGUUGAGUGGGGUAAAAAUGCAUGGGGUAGGGUUUUGUGGGUUAAGUCCGUGUGGGUAAGGAUUAUUGGGGUAGGGUUGUGUGGGGUAGGGUUGUGUGGGAUAGAGUUAUGUGGGUUAGGGUUGUAUAUACAGUAUUACACUCUUAGAAAAAAAGGUGCUAUUUCGAACGGAAAAUGGUUAUUCGGCUGUCCCCAUAGGAGAACCCUUUAAAGAACCCCUUUUGGUUCCAGGUAGAACCCCUUUGGGUUCCAUGUAGAACCCUUUCCACGCCGGGUUCUACAUGGAACCCAAAAGAGUUCUACCUUGAACCGAAAAAAGUUUGACCUGGAACCAAAAAGGCAGGUCUAUUUAAGGAGCAAUAUCACAUAUUCCAACUGUUUUGAAAACAAGCAAACUUCUACACUGGCUUCAUAUAGAUGUGGGCCAAAUCUAGGACCUUGGAACAGAAUGUCACACCCACAACUAUUAAACACUAUUGUUUAAAUUGAAUUGAUUUGUUUUAUUUUCAGCCCAAGUCCAAGAUCUCAUCCUCCCGCAAGGUGUCACUGAAGGUAACACAUGCAAGCAUGGACGCACACACACGCACACGCACGCACACACACACACACAAAAGCACCAUCUCCUCCACACCGUCAAGCUGCCCAUAACAGCUGACACAGAGUAACAGACACACACACCACCUCUCUCCGACCUCCGUUCGUCUACCCCCACCAGACCCUCCUGUUGUCACGUGCAUUGGAGGAGCUGGAGGCAGAGAAACAAGCCAGAGAGGAGGAGAAGGUUCGCUACCUGGGAGAGCAGCUCCCGCCCCUGCAGGUGUCUGGCCUGUCCUUGGAGGAGCUGCAGGUGAGUGACAGACACUACAACACAUCUGGGAGGAGCAUGAAGAACUACAGACUACAGAGGUACUUUACCAUUAGAAAUAAGUUGCUACCUUCCGAGUAGCUCAGCGGUCUAAGGCACUGCAUUGCAGUGCUUGAGGCGUCGCUACAGACCCGGGUUUGAUUCCAGGCUGUCUCAUAGCCGGCCGUGACCGGGAGACCCAUGAGGUGGCGCACAAUUGGCCUAGCGUCGUCCGGGUUAGGGGAGGGUUUGGCCGGCCGGGACUUCCUUGUCCCAUCGCGACCUAACGACUCCUUGUGGCGGGCCGGAUACCUGCAAGCUGACUUCGGUCGCCAGCUGGUGCGGCUGACUUCCGGGUUAAGCGAGCAGUGUGUCAAGAAGCAGUGCGGCUUGGCAGGGUCGUGUUUCGGAGGACGCAUGGCUCUCGACCUUCGCCUCUCCCUAGUCUGUAGGGGAGUGGCAGCGAUGGGACAAGACUGUAACUACCAAUUGGAUAUCACGAAAUUGGGGAGAAAAAAGGUGUAGAAGUACCACAAAAAAAUUAAACAUAAAAUAAGGGCUAAAUGUAUACUGUGUGUGUGUGUGUGUUGUAGAAACUGUGUAAGCAGCUCCAUGCCAGGAUUGACCAAGUGGAUGAGGAGCGCUACGACUGUGAGGCCAAAGUCUACAAGAACGGCAAAGACGUAUGAAACCACUUAACAUUUUAAGACACCUACAGUACUACACACAUUCACACUUAUUUAAACAAACAUCAAUCAUCCAUCAUGUAAUUGAUCAUCAUCAUUUUAUUAGUUUAAUGUCAGGGACCAUGUACAACAAAUAUUGUACCAGAUCUGAAAUCAUCUGAUCCCUCUCCCCACUGCAGAUCCAUGAGUUGAAGCUGAAGGUGAUGGACAUGGGGGGUAAGUUUAAGAAGCCAGCUCUGAGGAAGGUCAGAGUGUCAGCAGAAGAGAUGAUGAGAGCACUGCUGGGCACCAAACACAAAGAACACAUGGACCUCCGAUCCAACCUCAAGUCUGUCAAGAAAGAGGACAUCAAACAGGAAAAGGUGAGCAAAUUAACCUACAGACAGACAGACAGACAUAUAGGCAGACAUAGAAUACAGACACAGACAAGCAAAACUGGGAUCUAACAAUAAGCUAGCUGAUUAAUUGAUUCUGGCCAGCUAGGACUGGUUUGAUGCGGUUAUUUCUGGUCUGAUGUGGUCUUGUUUGCCCCCGGCAGGAGGGAAACCUGGAAGUGGGAGACUGGAGGAAGAACGUGGAGGCCAUGUCUGGCAUGGAGGGCAGGAAGAAGAUGUUCGAUGCUGGCGGUGGCCAAUAA
Molecule: messenger RNA, 2866 nt
Organism: Coregonus sp. 'balchen'
Lineage: Eukaryota; Metazoa; Chordata; Actinopteri; Salmoniformes; Salmonidae
Source: the annotation of a GenBank genome assembly